This is a messenger RNA of Alligator mississippiensis (American alligator), 1610 nucleotides long. RefSeq names its product BCL2 like 10 (gene BCL2L10). The record is from RefSeq and is a predicted model, not a curated record. Gene Ontology annotation, biological process: extrinsic apoptotic signaling pathway in absence of ligand; intrinsic apoptotic signaling pathway in response to DNA damage; regulation of apoptotic process. Bases 47 to 571 code for a protein of 174 amino acids. Gene Ontology annotation, cellular component: mitochondrial outer membrane. Gene Ontology annotation, molecular function: protein homodimerization activity; protein heterodimerization activity. The transcript is spliced from 2 exons. NCBI's taxonomy places the organism in Eukaryota, Metazoa, Chordata, Crocodylia, Alligatoridae.
GCGGCUUCUUAGGCGGCGGCAGCUGCUGCCCUGUGCCGGAGCAGCCAUGCCGGGCCCGCUGAAGGAGGAGACGGCGCUGCUGCUGGCCGACUACUUCCAGCACCGGCUGGGCGGCACGGCGCUGCCGCCCAGCCCCGCGGCCGAGGCGCUGCGGCGGGCGGCGGGCGAGCUGGAGAGCCGCGAGCAGCCCUUCUUCCGCUCGUGCCGCCCGCUGGCCCGGGCCGAGCCGCGGGAGGCGGCGGCGCUGCUGGCGCGGGUGGCGGCGCAGCUGGAGGCGGACGGCGGCCUCAACUGGGGCCGGGUGCUGGCGCUCGUGGUGUUCGCGGGCAGCCUGGCGGCGGCGCUGGCCGAGCGCGGCGAGGACCCGGCCCGCCUGGCCGACGUGCUGGCCGCCUACCUGGCCGAGGAGCAGCGCGAGUGGCUGGAGGCGCACGGCGGAUGGGAUGGCUUCUAUCACUUCUUCAACAGACAUGGCUCUCAACCAGCUGACCAGAGCAAUACCAUAAGCACCAUAAUGGCAGCAGCAGGGUUUGGACUAGCAGGAUUAGCUUUUCUUUUGGCAGUGCGAUAGACUGAUUUGAUGGAUUUAAAAAAAAAAAAAAAUUUUCUUCAAUGGAAAAGGACUCUUAAACUGACAGUUUACCAGAUUCCCCUCUAUUUUGUAUAAAACAGGCUGUUGAAGAAGUUUAUAUUUUUAAAAUGGCUUGUUGUCUUAAGAGAUCUUGAAUACAGACUGCCUCACUCUGCCGAGCAGCACAGCACAAACACACACCACCCUGUACAUGCCUACAGUGCUUAAUGGCUCCAAACAUCUUCUGGACCUGUGUGUUUGAAAGGUGUAUUCUAACUAUUACCCUAGCUUGUAAUACUGAGUGCUCAGAAGUUGCAGUAUACACUAGAGUAAGUUAUGGUGAACUUUCAACCAAACGCAUUAUUGAAUGCAUCUUUAUUUAAAUGGGAGAAACUGUUUUAGAACACAACUUCAUCUAAUACUGUUAAGCGAGUUAAUGUCAACUGUAAUGUAAAGGCUUUUACAAUGUCAAAUAUGGUGCACUUCACUUAUUACUGAGGCAAUUCUUUGGUUUGGUUUAGAGUACCUGUGAUGUGAAAAGUGUUAUGGCUUUAAUACUAAAGUGUAACAUAAAGAUAACACUACAGUACAAAUAGGUGAUGUGUAUUGAUAGGAACCAUUGAUUAUGGCUGUAAAACCUGUUCUUACCGAAAGAAGAAAACUAUUAACCUUAAUUGGUAUAUUGAAAUCCAGUGAAGGCUGGGAUUUCCCUGGAUUUCCUUGUCAAAACAAGAAUUUCCAUAUAUCUUAAUAUAUUUUUUUUUGAAAUAUUUAUCAUUGUAUUAUACUAGUAGCCAUAACAUCUCUAUUUUUGUUUAAAGUUCAUUUUAAUAUGGCUCUUGUUAUCACUAGUAUGUGUGUCAACCAUUGUUUCCCUUGAUCUAAUAAUUGUUCUAUUCUCAACACACUGUAUAAUUAAUUUCAUUUUUUGUUCCAGUAAUGUACAAAACUGCCUUUGUUCUGGUAGUGUUUUAACUUGUACAAUUUUACUAUGGUGACUUUAAAAGGUGAAUAAAUGCAACUGAGUUUUUAUUUUAAA